This is a messenger RNA of Salmo salar (Atlantic salmon), 2336 nucleotides long. It is a transcript of the gene cd9, whose product is annotated as CD9 molecule. The record is from RefSeq and is a predicted model, not a curated record. Gene Ontology annotation, cellular component: plasma membrane. Lineage: Eukaryota; Metazoa; Chordata; Actinopteri; Salmoniformes; Salmonidae.
GUCACUCAACAACCUAAUCCAAUCAGAUGGUUCAAUCGGACUGGGGGUUGGACUUAAUCCAGAUGAAAUCCAACAAUAAAUUGUCUUCUUCACUCACAUCGUCUGAAAUUUAAGAACGGUUUGUUGUCGAAGUUGCAUGCUGCAGUGUGAAGAGACUGGUCUGCGCGCAAAGAAUCCAGACUGUAUUUCUGACUUCCUUAGUGUAGCGUGUAAGCAAACCUUUGGUAAUGGCAUUGGACGGAUGUGGCCAGCUGUGCAAGUGUAUCCUCCUCCUUUUCAACAUCAUUUUUGCCCUGGUGGGUUUUGUGAUGUUCGGGUUGGGCUUGUGGCUGAGAUUCAGCUCUGAGACCAGAGGACUUUUCAACAUAGACCUCAACACGCAACAGUUUGUCAGCGUUGUGUCAGUGUUAAUUGUGUUAGGAGCAGUGAUGUUGCUCGUGGCUGUUUUCGGAGACUAUGGAGCGUGCAAUGAGAAUAAGACUGCAUUGGAAGUGUCUUCCUGCCUGCUGUCUUUCCUGACUGUAUUAGUGAUUGGAGCCGGUGGGGGAGCCUACGUGAUGAGCGAUGAGGUUGGGAAGCAGGUGGCAAUAUUCUAUACGACUGUGUACGCUCAGUAUCUGGACAAACAAGACCCUGGCUUGGCUGUUACCCUGUCCAUGUUCCACAAUGUGUUGCACUGCUGUGGUCUCCUUGGUGGCUUGGACCUCUUGGUCAAAAUCACAUGUCCCAUUACUGGCUUUUUGGGGACCUUAGCUGUCCCUGCCUGCCCCACAGUGAUCAUCAACCUCCUUGAGUCCAAAGCGCCUCUGGUGAUUGGCCUCUUCCUUGGGACUGCUGCUAUGAUGAUCACAGCCGUGGUGUGCUGCAGCAUCCUCGUGAAACAGAUCAAGAGGAGUCACCUCUCUGCCCCCGUGUACUGAGGGGACAGGACCACCAUGUUCAAACAUUUCUCCAUUGAGACCAAACCAGAUGGUUGUCAUUCAGUGACCAUCACCCCAUUCUUUCACUUAAUACUUCUGGAGAGGCGCCCAAUAAAAAUGGAUGUCCUAAUUAGCUUGUAUUCAUUUGCGUAGCUGGACAGGGCUCUAGAUCCUCUGGACGUGCUUUAGCAGGGCUCAGAAUGAGACCACACCAUCCAUUUAGAUGACAUAUGAACAUUGCAGACAAGAUACUGUUGCUCAGUAGCUCAGUAGCAGCUGUUUGUUCUGCCCCUCUUCCCACUGUAGUCCUUAAUCUUCAUAUUUUUUACCUUUUUAAAAAUCACUUACCAAAUGUAUAUAGCUGCUCUUGCUGACAAUGCUGCUUACAUGAAAGGGACCAUUUUAUUAAGAUAGUCAUACGGAGCAUUGAAUGAGGGCACUGCUGUAAUCAGACAAGUGAAGCACGUUUCAAAGUUAAAAUAUCCAUAGCAAUGUACUGCUGACAGAAUUAGCAUCUUAACAUGAUCUUAGACUGUUAGGAAAUUAAUUUACAAGGAUUUAACUGCAAACUGGAUUAAUCCGUAGUUGGUUCUCUAUGCCAAAUGAAGUACAUUUAUUAAUAACAUCUAAUCAUUCUACACAAUUACAAUACUAAUCCCAACUCCAGCUCCACUUGUACGCCCUGAGGUGAUACGAAAGACUGAUUUCUUCAUUCCAUGUUUGGAUGUUGACGUGGGAUGAUAUCAUAUGCAAAGUUGAGUCAGGAAUCCUUAAAUAUGUCUCUAACGUUCUGUUUGCUUGACUUCGUAUGCUAUUACUUUGAUGCCGAUGUGAAAUGGCUAGCUAGUUAGUAGUGGCACUCGCUCUGAGACCUGAAGUAGUUCUUCCCCUUGCUCUGCAAGGGCCGCGGCUUUUGUGGUGCAAUGGGUAACGAUGCUUCGUGGGUGUCAGUUGUCAAUGUGUGCAGAGGGUCCCUGGUUCGAGCGAGGAGAGGGACGGAAGCUAAACUGUUACACUGAUUUUUAUAAGCAAACAUUUUUGUAAUUUUGAGUCACUCCAAUCGCAGCGGAUGUGAACCUUAUUGCUAUUGGGAAUCAUAUCGCCCUGAAUGCCCCGUCAAGCAGCAGUUGUACUGGAGGCUGUUGAGUGUGAUAGAAUAAACACUUCAAAUGGAGUGGCUUGGUACACAAGCCAAAGUGUUGCCCUGUAAAUGCAGGCCAUGUCAGGCAGGAGUAGGCCAAAUGGUGUACCUAACCAGGUCAAGUGUCUUGUAGGAAGUCUUAAUUUAUGAGAACUACAAUUUCCAAUGUUUUUUUUACACUGAGUACCGCUUAUGUUCUGUUACAAGCUAAUACUACUGACUAACUUGGCACCAAAUGUGGAGCUUUUUGUUAAAAUAAAAAAAAAAAUGUCUUC